CCGCUUGUCUCGCGCACGCUUGUACAGGACCGGUCUGUCGCGCUCUCGCUUGUGUUUUCAUUCCGUCUGUGUUCGGCAAUGGCUGCUCAUUCCUCUGAAGAUCCGUUCCCGUUUCACGGGCUGCUACCCAAGAAAGAGACCGGCGCUGCCUCCUUCCUCACCCGCUUUCCAGAGUACGAUGGCCGGGGGGUGCUCAUCGCGAUCCUCGACACCGGAGUGGACCCGGGGGCGCCGGGGAUGCAGAUCACAACAGACGGGAAAGCAAAGAUCGUGGACAUCAUUGAUACAACAGGCAGCGGAGAUGUGAACAUGUCCACAGUGGUUGAAGUCAAUGAAGAGACGUUGACGGGGCUAUCCGGACGAACGCUCACGAUUCCUCCCACCUGGGUCAGUCCAUCUGGAAAGUAUCACAUUGGAAUAAAGAACGGCUACGACUUUUUCCCUAAAGCUCUUAAAGAAAGAAUACAGAAAGAGCGCAAGGAGAAGCAGUGGGAUCCAGCACAAAGAGCGGCGCUCGCCGACGCCAGUCGCAGAUUAGAAGAGUUCGAUCAGAACCACUCCAACCCUUCACAGACAGAGAAACUACAGAGGGAAGAGCUACAGAGUCAUAUUGAGCUGUUGGGAGCUCUGGAGAAGAAGUACAGUGACCUGGGGCCGGUGUAUGACUGUGUGUCAUGGCACGAUGGCGUAACGUGGAGGGCUGUGGUGGACACUUCUGAAACGGGUGACUUGUCAUCCUGCACUGUCCUGAGCUCUUACAGAGAGAGACAGGAAUACUCCACACUGGGAUACGCCGAAAUGCUCAAUUACUCCAUAAACAUCUAUGAUGAAGGGAACACGCUGUGUAUCGUCACCAGUGGAGGUGCUCAUGGGACACAUGUGGCCAGUAUCGCAGCGGGUCAUUUCCCGGACGAGCCAGAGAGGAACGGAGUGGCCCCAGGAGCUCAGAUCCUGGCGAUAAAGAUCGGAGACACUCGCCUCAGCACCAUGGAGACAGGCACCGGCCUCAUAAGAGCUAUGAUUGAGGUGAUCAACUAUAAGUGUGAUCUGGUGAACUACAGUUAUGGGGAAGCCACCCAUUGGGCCAACUCAGGGAGAAUCUGUGAGGUCAUCACGGAGGCCGUACAGAAGCAUAAUGUUUUGUUUGUAUCAAGUGCUGGGAAUAACGGGCCGUGUCUGUCCACUGUGGGCUGCCCUGGAGGAACUACCAGCAGUGUGAUUGGUGUGGGUGCUUACGUCACCCCUGACAUGAUGGUGGCUGAAUACUCUCUAAGAGAGAAACUACCCCCAAACCAGUAUACGUGGUCAUCGCGAGGGCCCAGCACAGAUGGAGCUCUGGGUGUCAGUAUCAGUGCUCCAGGAGGCGCCAUCGCCUCUGUGCCCAACUGGACGCUUCGAGGCACACAGCUGAUGAACGGAACCUCCAUGUCCUCACCGAACGCCUGUGGAGGGAUCGCUCUUGUACUCUCAGGUUUGAAGCAGAAUGGAGUGCGGCCUGUGGUGCCUGCUGUGCGUAGAGCUCUAGAGAACACGGCUCUCAAAGUGGAAGACAUUGAAGUGUUUGCACAGGGCCAUGGCAUCAUUCAGGUGGAGCGUGCUUUUGACUACCUCAUGCAGCAUGACUCGCUGCCCACCAGUAGCCUCGGCUUCACGGUCACCGUAGGAACUCAUCGAGGCAUCUACCUCAGGGACCCCAUUCAAGUCGCUGCCCCCUCUGAUCACGGAGUGGGCAUCGAGCCUGUCUUUCUUGAAAACGCAGAAAACUCGUCCCGCAUCUCCCUGCAGCUGCAUCUGGCCCUCGUCUGCAACGCCACAUGGGUUCACUGCCCCUCGCACCUGGAACUGAUGAACCAGUGUCGGCACGUAAAUGUCAGAGUGGACCCUCAGGGCCUCAGAGAAGGGCUUCACUACACCGAGGUCUGCGGCUACGAUACAACUGCCCCCAACGCCGGUCCUCUCUUCAGAGUCCCUGUGACCGUUAUAAUCCCUACUCGAGUGUCUGACAGCCGCAGUCAGGAGGUCACGUUCUCAGAUGUGCAUUUCAGACCGGGACAGAUUCGUCGACAUUUUAUUACUGUCCCUCAGGGUGCUUCAUGGGCAGAGAUCACACUGACGUCUCAGACCGGAGACGUGUCGUCUAAGUUCGUCCUGCACGCGGUUCAUCUGGUGAAGCAACGAGCGUAUCGAGCCAAUGAGUUUUAUAAGUUCGCCUCACUGCUGGAGAAGGGCUCUCUGACCGAGGCCUUUCCUGUGCUGCCAGGACGGACUUUAGAACUGUGUGUUGCUCGGUGGUGGGCGAGUCUUGGUGAUGUCAACAUUGAUUAUGUCAUUUCCUUCCACGGUUUGGUGACAUCACCCUCCCCUCUUCAUAUUCAUGCUUCUGAAGGCAUCUCCAGUUUUGAGGUUUCGUCUCCGUUGAGAUAUGAGGACGUUUCCCCAACCAUCACACUUAAGAACUGGGUUCAGCCCCUCAGGCCUGUCAGUUCUAAAAUCAAACCUCUCGGUGUAAGAGAUGUUCUACCCAACAACAGACAGCUUUAUGAGAUCAUCCUCACUUACAGUUUCCACCAGCCAAAGAUUGGAGAGGUGACGCCCAGCUGUCCUCUGCUCUGUGAGUUACUGUACGAGUCUGAGUUUGACAGUCAACUCUGGCUCCUGUUUGACCAGAACAAGAGACUCAUGGGAUCUGGAGACGCCUAUCCACAUCAGUACUCGCAGAAGCUGGAGAAGGGCGACUACACCGUACGCCUGCAGGUGCGUCACGAGCAACAGAGCGAAUUAGAGCGCCUGAAAGAUCUGCCCUUCGUCGUGUCGCAUCGCCUCUCCAACACGCUCUCGCUGGACGUCUACGAGACGCACCGCGGUGCCAUGCUGUCCAAGAAGAAAGCUAACUCCAUCACGCUGAGCCCUGGAUCUUCACACUCCUUUUACAUCACCUCCCUUCCCGACGACAAGGUUCCUAAAGGAGCUGGUCCGGGUGGAUAUAUGACCGGUUCUAUGGUUCUGCCCAAGAGUGAGUUCGGCAAAAAAGCGGGUCAAGCGACAGCCAAACGACAAAGAAAAUUUAAAAAGGAUAUCGUGCCAAUCAUUUAUCACCUGAUUCCCGCUCCGAACAAAGCCAAGAAUGGAAAGGAGAAGGAGAAAGAGGGGGAGAAAGAGAAGGAGCGUGACGUGAAGGACGAAUUCUCAGAGGCUCUUAGAGAUCUGAAGAUCCAGUGGAUGACCAAGUUGGAUAGCGGUUCCCUGUAUGAGGAGCUGAAGGAGACGUUUCCCACACAUCUGCCUCUGCAUGUUCAGAGACUUCAUCAGCUGGACUCAGAGAAGGAACGUUUGAAACGAUUGGGCGACAUCAUAGCGGCUGCUGAUGUUGUGAUGUCACACAUUGACCAGACGGCGUUGGCGGUCUAUCUCACCAUGAAGACGGACCCCAGGCCGGACGCAGCCACCAUUAAGAGUGAUAUGGAGAAGCAGAAGUUGGCGUUGUUAGACGCUCUCUGCCGAAAAGGCUGCGCACUGUCCGAUCAGCUCAUGCAGUCUGCAGCGCAGGACGGCGCUGGCUCCAGCGAGGCGGGCAGCUCGGAAGAAGACCCCCAGUGCGUGGCCAAAACUCUGACGGACACCUUCUGGGAGGUGCAGAAGUGGGCGGAGCUCACAGACUCCAAGGUUUUGACGUUUUCUUACAAACACGCGCUAGCAAAUAAAAUGUACGGAAGAGCCUUGAAAUAUGCAACCAAAAUCGUGGAGGACAAACCCAGCAAAGAAAACUGGAGAAAUUGCAUGCAGUUGAUGAAGUCUCUGGGCUGGACCCACUGGGCCUCAUACGCAGAGAACGGGCUUCCCAUCAUGUACCCGUCUGACUACAUCCUAUUUUAAAUCUGUACCGUGGUAAUAAUCCUUUAUGCCACGCAGACACCUUCAACACAGGACAAAAGCCUUCAAAUGCAGAUGUUUUUUUGUUCGUUUUUAACCAGGAAGACGCCUUUUGGAAACCGUUAGAAACCUUGUAUCACAAAGCUUUUCACCAAUCCCACAAUGCCAUGCUUUGUUGUGAUCUCGGAUGUUCGGCUCACAUCAAGUUUAAUGGGAUUUUUCAUAACGCACAUCUCUGUUUCAUAGUUUCAGUGUUUGUUUUCUCAUCUGGGGAUAAACUUUCCUCUUCUGUAAUCACAUAUAUUGUUCUUCGAAAAGGACACGUGAACAAAUAAAUGCUUCAUUGUAUACACAAUAAUAACUUAAAGGCAAUAUGAUGUAAACGUUGUAGCUUUUUCUGUGGUCAAUUCUCACACCCGGCUCGUAUUUUACCGUAAAAUCAAAAGAAAGGGGAAGUUUGUUUAAGUUUUUAUUUAAGAUGUUUUCACUAAUGCCAAAACAGAUUGCUGUAAUAUAGUACAGACCUCUUGCCAUUCAACUUUAUGAAUGGAGUUCAAAGUUUGUUUGUUGACAAUAUUUUAAUCUUUCACGGUUAACAAAACAGGCUUUAUUUGUAUUUUAUAGCUUUGAGGUUUCUGUAACAAUUGAGGUGAAAUGUAGAGACAUUUACAUUGCUCUUGAGUUUUAUAUCAAUCAAAUGUAUGCAUGUUUUUUUGAAGACGAGGAUUAUGUUUCAUAGCCGUAUGUCUUGUGAUGUAGGGUUUUGUUCUUUUGUGAGAGUUCAAAGAAGAUUCACUUUUAAUUGUAUUAUUUUGGUGUGUUUUUGUGACGGAAAGAUCACAUUUAAUAGUGCGUUUAUCUUGUGUGUCUCGACACAUCAUUUACACUUCUGGUGAAAGUUUGAAGGUCUGUUAUAUCACCUCGCCUCAUGGGCGGCAUUUUCAUGCGAGGAAAGCCAGCAACUGGUUCUGUUUAAUAAUACACACCGUGUCAAAGGAACAAAUACCUCCUGACGUGAUGUCACAUCCUGUUUCUCAGCUGUGGACUUGUGCUUUAGUUUUUGAAUAUGUUGAUUUUCACCUUCGGAUUUGAUGUUCACUGCUUUUCCAGCGACGCGUUCUUAAAUAAUUGCCUUAAAUCUUUAAUCCCAUCCCACACGGAGUUUCUUCAGGAAGCUGCGUACCACAUUCUGUAUCUAACAUAUCUUCAGAUAUAUUUAUGAAUGUCUCGUGUUUAUAAAGUAUAAACUGAAAACUAGCCGAUGCCAUCAUUUUAAAGUCAUUUUAAUUUCAUUGAGAGAAUAUGUUGUUGUUUUAUAUCCAUUACUCCUCAUUUCAGAAGCAACAGCUGGUUAUUUUGAUGUCACUGUAAAUGACCUGAAUAAUGUUCAUUGACGAAGAUGAUGAAUAAAAUGAUCUGGAACC
Molecule: messenger RNA, 5294 nt
Organism: Triplophysa dalaica
Lineage: Eukaryota; Metazoa; Chordata; Actinopteri; Cypriniformes; Nemacheilidae
Gene: tpp2
Product: tripeptidyl peptidase 2
Exons: 29
Coding region: 79-3873 (1264 amino acids)
Biological process (GO): proteolysis
Cellular component (GO): cytosol
Molecular function (GO): serine-type endopeptidase activity; tripeptidyl-peptidase activity
Source: RefSeq, a predicted model, not a curated record